GUAUCCCGGUAAAUCUGUAACCAUGUAACCCUGUCACAGAAAACCAUGAUGUCAGAGGGCCUGGAGCUGAAUGAUGACAUCAGCAUACUUCCUUUCCAUGAGGUGGAAACCCCCAGGGAAGAGGAUGCACACUGCCCCCUGCCAUUCAGGCUGCAGCUGAUUGAUGACCUGUCCUAUGAAGAUGUGAAGAAGUGUUACCGCGGCUCGACCGUCAGCAAAUACAACUCUCAGUACCACAAGCUCUUCCAGGCAGUUGCUAAAGAGGAGAUCCUGAUGAAAGUUUAUUCGUGUGCUUUGCUGCGGGACAUCCUGCUGCAGGGACGACUCUACAUCUCCAGGAACUGGCUGUGUUUCUAUGCAAACCUGUUUGGUAAAGACAUCAAGGUGUGCAUCCCAGUGGUGUCAGUUCGGCUGGUGAAGAAGCACAAGACUGCUGGGUUGGUGCCCAAUGGUUUGGCGAUCACUGUGGACACGGGCCAGAAGUACGUCUUUGUGUCCCUCCUGUCCAGAGACAGUGUCUAUGACGUCCUCAGGAGGAUCUGCACUCAUCUGCAGGUGGAUGGGAAGAGUCUGAGUCUGAAGCAGUUCCUGGAGGAGCCCAGCUCUCUGUCUAUGGACGAGUAUCCAGAGGUGCUGAAGUGGAGAAUGAAGCCGUCACUCCCUGAUGUCUCCUCGUCUCUUCCAGACCUGCUGGGAAAUUCCUCCGCUGGCCUCCCUGCUGACACGCCCUUUACCUCACACACACUCACUGGCAGCACUCUGGAAACAGAGAAGGUCGUGGUGCCAGAACCUGUUCCAGAACUGGCUCAUGUGGAGUACCAGCUGCUGAAAUUCUUCAUCCUGCUGGUCUUGGUCUUGGUCUUGUCUUCCUGUUACCUGGCCUUCAGAGUUUGUCGUUUGGAGCAGCAGCUCAGCUUCCUGAGCAGCCAGUCAGCGCUGAGAGACAGGUGCGGGGCGGUGCCGUGCUGGCUGGCCAAUCAGAAGACAGGAACCUGAUGCUGAAGCCAAUCAGGAAGUAAAAUUGAAAGCUGCAGUUGCAUAGAUAUCCCACCAGGGGUCAGCAGUGAAACAAGUCGCCUCUCAGGAUGAUGUCAGCACCACAGACCUUUGACCUUUGGCAAACAUAUAGAGCUGAAAGUAAAGAGGCGUGGCCA
This is a messenger RNA of Thalassophryne amazonica, 1154 nucleotides long. Its product is annotated as GRAM domain-containing protein 2A. Gene Ontology annotation, cellular component: organelle membrane contact site; extrinsic component of cytoplasmic side of plasma membrane; endoplasmic reticulum membrane. Gene Ontology annotation, biological process: regulation of store-operated calcium entry. The coding region runs from base 46 to 996 and encodes 316 amino acids. The record is from RefSeq and is a predicted model, not a curated record. Gene Ontology annotation, molecular function: phosphatidylinositol-4,5-bisphosphate binding. The transcript has 12 exons. NCBI's taxonomy places the organism in Eukaryota, Metazoa, Chordata, Actinopteri, Batrachoidiformes, Batrachoididae.